UUCUCUGUGUCGUUUUGAGAGCUUGUGUGUUCAAACAUGCUGACGAGAGAAGAGGGGGGAGAAAGAGAUAGACCAUUAUUCUUACUACAGGAAGUGCAUAAUACUAGCAACAAAAUCAAACACAUACUUCAGUUUCUUUAGUGUACUUGCCAGGAUUUCUCAUCAAUGCGAAUAGAUGGAAUAGACUGCAGCUAGCUGCACACGGCCCUUGUUUUCACAGGAGCAGCAUACCCGCAUUGACCUAACGUCAUUUAGAAUUCUACAUGAUUCCAGCUACUGGAACAUCCAAAACAUGUUUGUUAGAAUGGCCACAUUCCACUCGAUACAUGUGACAUGUUAAUAGCCUAACAAUCGUUGAAUUUACGCGUUUCUGCCUGGCUGCCAUGCUUUUAUCACAUGACAAAUAUCCCCGUAGGGCACUGAAAGGUAGUUGUCAUGGAGAUGAGGGGUAGAUCUGAUGCUUGCAGCUCGAGAUUCAAGUGAACGAUUUUUUUUAGCAGCAACGACGGAACAGUUGACAAGAAUCCGAUUCUAGUUCACCGGCAGACCACCCACACAGCCUUACCAACAUGCAGGAGAUGAGGAACGGGAUGAUGCACUUCCCACCACCUGUGAGCAGAGACCGGGUCAUAUCCAAGUUCCCAAAGUGUUAUACUCCACAGGCCUGUCUGCAGAUUAAGGAGGAUUGGGAUGCCCAGGCCAAGGCUGCCUGCAAAGAAAGAACUGACAGGCAUCAGGGAUGGGACAGACUGAAGAUGUCCAAAGCAGUGGUUGUUGGUGACCUUAAUGUGGGCAAGACCUGCCUAAUAAACCGGUUCUGCAAAGAUGUAUUUGACAGAGACUACAAGGCUACCAUAGGAGUCGACUUUGAGAUCGAGAGGUUUGAGCUCUCAGGAGCUCCAUUCUCCCUUCAGAUCUGGGACACAGCUGGCCAGGAAAAAUUCAAAUGCAUCGCUUCAGCAUACUACAGAGGAGCUCAGGUGAUAAUCACAGUAUUUGACAUGGCAGACAUUAAGAGCUUGGAGCACUCAUGGCAGUGGUUAGAUGAGGCCAUGAGGGAGAAUGAACCUGGCUCCUGUUCUGUUUUCCUGGUCGGAACCAAGAGUGACCUACUUGCUCCAGAGGAGCGCCAGAGGACUGAGAGAGACGCCAUCAAGAUAGCAACUAAAAUGAAAGCUGAGUUUUGGUCUGUUUCGGCCAAGACAGGGGAGAACGUGCAGGGGUUCUUCUUCCGGGUGGCAUCUCUGGCCUUUGAAGACUCUGUACUGAAGGACAUGGAGAAAGGGAUCACCUCCACUCGAAUAGGAGGAGGAGACAGCAUUAAAUCUGACAGAGCCAACCUGGAGGAGCCCCAGUCCAGAGCAGUGAAUACGAAUUGCUGCUGAGAAAAGAGAAGAG
This is a messenger RNA of Oncorhynchus gorbuscha (pink salmon), 1398 nucleotides long. RefSeq names its product RAB36, member RAS oncogene family (gene rab36). The coding region runs from base 570 to 1385 and encodes 271 amino acids. The record is from RefSeq and is a predicted model, not a curated record. NCBI's taxonomy places the organism in Eukaryota, Metazoa, Chordata, Actinopteri, Salmoniformes, Salmonidae. The transcript is spliced from 11 exons. Gene Ontology annotation, molecular function: GTP binding; GTPase activity.